Messenger RNA from Folsomia candida, 10541 nucleotides. RefSeq lists its product as uncharacterized. Lineage: Eukaryota; Metazoa; Arthropoda; Collembola; Entomobryomorpha; Isotomidae. The transcript has 10 exons. Bases 859 to 9561 code for a protein of 2900 amino acids. The record is from RefSeq and is a predicted model, not a curated record. Gene Ontology annotation, molecular function: chromatin binding.
CAUUUUGCUAGGAGGCGAGGAGAGGAAGGAAAAGUCUGGAUGGAUCAGUUCUCAACUGAUCCUGACCACGUCGAGACGACGCCGCUCCGCUCUUUCCACAAGGUGAAAGCAUACCAGGCUUCCUUUACACACGCGGAGACUGCAUGUACACAUUGCACACACGGAACUGGAGAGAAAGCAGGCAGGACUUGUGCGUCGUUGUCUCACCACCGGACAUGACAACUUGAUACUGCCCAAACACUCGGCAACCACACCACUUAAUGCGACCAUUCGGUGCAUCUUCAAAGUGUGAAGCCCUAUUUGCGGCGUAAUUACCCAAACCAAACCACCCACUCCUUCACUAGUGUCCGGGUUAGUGUGAAAAAACAUUAAAACGAUUCGUGAGUGAAAGGACGUGCGGAAAUCGUCGGGAACAAAUAAAACAUUAGGUUUAUCAACAGCAUCAAUUUAUUGUUUGGAAAUUGGGGGUAUUUUGGAACGAAAUACAGAAGCAGUUUUAUUUUGAGCAUCCGGAAAUGACGCUAGGUUAUAUAUCGUUACAUUUAUGUGGUUUCUUGAAAAUUGAAAUGUUUUGUGAGAAUAUUGUGUGAUGGGAAAGUUAUGAAGGAAGAAGGAUAUCAAAUCAAUGUAGAGAAAUUCAGUCCUCCUUCCGCAAACUGCUGCAUCAACUGAGUCGUGAAAAGUCUUGAGAGGGAAAGCUACAUCAAACAGAUGCGAAGGAAUGGUGGCCUUUCUCCUCUUCACCACUUUCACCACCACCAACCGUCGUGUCUCCCAUUUCCCUCAACUCACCAGCGAAUUCCCACCAAAACUACUACUUGAGCAGAGAGGUUUUACUCCUUGGGUGCACCAGCAGCAAUGAGUGAGACUGGCUCCGAAUCUCCAAAGAAGGCAAGCGAUGAUGAGCACCUCCUUGCUUCCUCCGUGGGCGAUGCACCUUCAAUUAUUGCCCCAUUUAAUGAACCAGCCCACGUUGUGGAGGAGAAAGUACCGACUACAAAUGAACCAAAGACUGAUGGUGAUGGUGAUCUGAAAGCAAAAACAACACUCAGCACCACAGAAAUAAAUCGGUCAUCUAAUUCCAAUGAAUCUGACGCUGAGGAGAAAUCACAAAUUUCUAAAUGUUCGUUAAAUGAGGUCGUUCAGACAGAGGGGACUAAUUUGAAGGUGGAAUCUACGCUUGUCCACGUAAAAGAUAACCUGGAUGAAUCCUCCACUAUUUGCAAUGAUCUCGUAAACUUAACAAGUGAUAACCAGCAACAAAAAGAGAAAGAUGAAAACAACGAUGACGAAGAAGGAGAGGAAACUGCUGGAGAUGAGGAUGAACAGGUUGAACUGCUCCUGGAAACUCCAGACGAAGGAUCAUGUUCUCGAUCCCGACCUUACACGCGUCAAUCAAAGGAAAGGACUUGUGAGCGCGUGGUGAAAAUGCCCACUCCUCCUCCUCUCGGUGCAGACAGAGGAGCAGACGAAGACGAGGAUUUGAACGAUUCAAAAAAAAUUAUUUGCCAUCUUACGAAUCCAUUGGAAAGUUUGAAAAAAGAUGCAACUCUUAAUAACCGUGCUCCCGUCUCGGAAGUUCCUCCAACUGAAUCUAGUGACCAAAAAAGUGAUAUUGGUGUCAGUGAGAAUGAAAAAUUGAGCCGUUUGAGUAGUGGCAGUAGUGGUAGUGACUCAUCCUCAGAAAGUGAGACAUCAUCGAAGCCAGUAUCGAACAAAGUUGUUGCAACAGCUAAAAUUGGGCAACAACGAUCACAUUCCCCUCCGUCCUCCAACAAUUCGAUCAGUUGUGGUGUCGGUCUUGUCAAUUUUCCUGGAAGCAAUCAUGACCACAAAGAUAAAAGAUUGGCCGUAAGUCCGAAUCCGGUAACCAAAAAUGUACCCACAUCUGGUCAACUUCACCAUAAUAAUAAUCAUCAUGAACAACAUCAGGGGACGACAACUUCAACAAAAAAGGGUUCCAAAAUUCCAGUAGGAAUUGCUGUGGCUUGGCAGCGGCUUGUGACAAGCAACUCGUCCCUGCACAACAGCUCUUCAUCAGUGAGCACCAUGUCCUGUGCCCCAUCUCACAAAGUGGUCGAAAUACACAAGCACCACAAGGAGAAAGUUCAGUUACAUUCCACUGGUGGUAAAAUUCCUGUGCGACCCUCAUCCGCCUCUCCAAUCCAUGUCAACGUGCAUGCCACCAGUCAGCACCAUGCAGGAAGGGAUGCUUCAGGUCACAAAAUCAGAGAGGUCGAUGUCCAUACCAGUAAAUCUGGUUCAUAUUCAAUAAGCCGGAGGAGUGCAGUGGACGUGGGUGGACCAAUUGGUGACGCGAGUGUUAGAGGAGCCAUUGUAGAGACGAGCAGUAAAAGUGUGACACCAGAGUUGACGACGACGGCGGCGAGUUGUCGCCCGUUGCCGUCAUCCUCAGUUCCACCCAAUUUGGGACUAUCCUACUUUCACCAGCAAUCUACCCCCUCCCUGUUGGACUACCAUUACGGGAGUAUGCGGAGUUUGACUCCCUUUCCACCACCACCACACCCAUCAACACAGCCUCACAACCUCUUUCACUCCCUUCCGCCCACGUGGCAGGCUUCAACUCAGCAUCAUCAUCUCGGACUUGGAAUGGAUCUCAACGUGCCUCAGGGUUUCCCUUCAGCCGGAGCCUAUAUUCAACAAACUAUGCAAAACCAACUACAAUUUCAGCAACACCUCGUCCAGCAAUACAGCAAUUAUGGUGGUGGUGGUGGCGGUGGGAGCAGUGCAUCUUCCCCUCUCGCUAAUCAUUCUCAUCAUUAUUUGCCCCAUAGCUCGGUGGGCUAUGAGAAUACCUUACGUCAGCACUAUGAACAACUCCUUCAGCAACAACAACAGUCAGAAUACUUUCGCCACCACUUUCACCAGCAACAGCAAAGCCACCUUGGUCACCAGCUGCUGCUAAGUUCUGCUGGGAUGUACAAUACUGUGAAUGAGGGUCUACGAAUCCACCCGACUAUUUUCCCCCCAAUAACGACGACCCGCAUCCCGCUCCUCUCUCCAUCUUCUACCGGCGGAGUCCGAACCCCGACACCGACGAAUUCUGGAUUCAAUCCCUCACAGUCAAGUCACAGUCUAAGUCUUUGCAAUCUUUCCGCUAUUGGACCAGCAGCCGGGCAACCACAAACGACGACGACGACGACAACGGCGACGGUAGCAUCUCCACCACUGAGUGCGAACUGCUGGUCGGCAGAGCUAUUUCAUCACAAUUCUUCUACUGCAUUAAGCCCAAAAAGUCUUACGUCAUCCUCCCCGUCGCCGGUCACGGUGCAACAAACCUACAAAGAACAAGGCAGUCUCACCAUCAACACAAUCGCUGGUGGUGGAACUGGUGGUUGCAGUGAAAACACAGUCACCACCUUUGUCGGAAGGAAUAAGUGUGCCACGCCGACAACGUCCCCCAACUUGAACAGGAAAAAUACUUUCCCACGUAGACGGGAAUCCCCACUCGGCGCAGAGGCUCUGCAGGACCAACAGAAACAACAUCUGUCAACGUCAUCAUCGGAUAAAGACCUCGUGGAUGGCAGGCAGGAUGAGACGAUAGAAGAAUUGGAUCAGCAUACUGACAAGGAAAUCCACCAUGGUCGUCUAAAUAAACAUUCGUCUGCACCUAAAACAUCCUCUUCAUCAUCCGAAUAUUCUCCAAACCGUGAUUUUCCAUCCUCACACGUUCAAUAUGAUGGGAAACGUGAGGGAAACAAACGCGACCUUGAUGAGACGCAACAACACGCUCAUCCAACCACCAAAACAGAAGGGCAAAUUGCUAAACACGACUUCAAAAGACUUGACAGUCUCAUUGAAAAGCGAAACUCGGAAGCGAAGAGUGACGAAGAAGGAGAGGUUCCUGAAAGGGAUCAUGAUGAUGAUGAGAACUUGAUGAUGAUCAAAAGUGGUCAUGAAAUGACAUCAACUUCUACUAGCAAAUCUGUGAUGAUGGGUGAGGGGAUGCAUCCAGACAAAGUUUUUACUCCUGUGAAAGCAGAUCUCAAACAAAACAUUGUUCCACUUCCACUAUCACUUGGUAAUAGCUCUGGGACAGAUUUAAAUCAAAAUCUCAAAAUGGUGGUGUCACCACCACAAAUCUCUACACUUCCGGUGUCAAAAGUAAAAGCUGUCACUCCAACAAAGAAGGCCAAACCUAAAGUGAAAGUGUCAAAAGGAGAUGACGAUGGUUAUGAUGGAACGAAUAAAAAGUCGACGAGCAAGACUAGGAAACCUGCAGCACCCAAAGAAAAGGUUUCAUUGCAGCCGAAAGAGAACAAAAUAAAGGAGAAACCACCAAGAAAUAAUCCGAGGAAAAGCAAGAGUCAAGUGGCUGAUCUGGGUGAAAGUGGUCCAGUCGUCAAGGCUAGAAAACCGUGUAAAAUUAAGCCCGACAUGAAUACCACCAAAUCAAAGGACAACGACACCACGACAAGUAGUAGUAGCGAGUCUCUGCAACUUAAGAAGCAGCCAAAACAGCCAAAGGUGUACAAGUCCAAGAAAGCAAAGGAUCAAGACGAAGGCAGAACUAGCAGACGACUCUUCUCACCCUCCGCCUCCUAUUGUGAUUCUCUUCAGAAUGUCAGAGAGAGCAAUGGAAACAAUGUACCUGAAACGAAUUUACCUGUUGCUGUUACUUCCGGCAAAGUAGUUACUGAUCUUUCGAACCCUCAUAGUUCUAAUAGUGAUAUGCAUACUUUCCCGAAAAACGAUGCCAUGUUGGGGCUUUCACCAGGUGGUAUUACUACUGCUGCUACUCUUACAGGCGGCUCUGGUCGUGGUGUUGUUGUGCCACAGGUGGCGAGCGGUACUGUUGAGAAAAAGGGGAGCAGAUCCAAGAAUUCGACGCCAAUGUUAAAGAAUGUUAAAGAUGGUUCCAAUAAAUCUCCAAAGCGUAAAAACAGCGACCCGAAGCAACCGAGGAGAGUGAAGAGUGAAAUUAAGGCUGUCAUUAAAAAGGAGAAGGCAAACGUUGUUAAACGAGAAAGACGGAAGCCAGUGGCCAUCAAGAGCAAAGGAACGGAAGUCGUGACCUCGUCUCCUUGUUCUUCAACUACUCCAUCUUCUGCGGCCACGACGACCGUAAUUUUGACAACACCCACUCACCCAACACUUUCGUUCCCUGGAGGCAGUGGCGGCCCAAUUGGCAUGAACCCAGCGGUGAUGACCUUUUCCAACAACAACUCUGCUUCUUCGAUCAGCAGCGGUGGUGGUGAAAGUUGUUCAGUGGUCCAGAGCUCACCCAUAAUUCCGAUUUCCCUUCCAUACCACAACUCCCCCGUGACCCUUAUCCUGCCCAGACUUCUCCCCCAAACAACCAUCACCAACUCUCAUCAACAAACCUCUUUUAAACUGGUGGUGUCUUCUCAAGAGAUAAAAAUUCCGGCCUUCGUCCCCACUCAGCCCGGUGGUCUUGCCACGAUUGAAGGAACUUCACAGGUGCAAACGUUUCACUUGCACCACAGAGAGCAGAAUUAUCAAAAUCACAUUGCGUCAAGUUCAUUUACCUCGUUCCACAAUCAGAGUAUGAUGAGAUCUGCGGUGACAACGAGCUCAACUCUGUCUGGAGCGUCUGGGCCCCUAUUCCUCACAACUAAUGCAUCCAGCCCAUGUGAUACAGUAAGUAACAGUGACAACACCAUUACUUUCAUCCGGGAUUCACCAAUGUCACCACCGCAUCAAAACCAUAAUGGCAUUUUUGAGGGCAUUGUAAGAAAUCCCAACCUUUUGCAGCAGCAGCAACAGCAACAACAUGGCCUCAAUCCAACCCUCCAGUCUUGCUACUUGUCCCCCCCAAUGACAAACCAGGUGCGAAAAGAGUUUAUUCAGCCAGAAGACAGCCAUUUGAAUCUUUUGGCCACGGUGGCUCAAGAGUUUGGAUCGAGGGAUGAUUUGGGAAAGUUGGCCAGUCACAGCAACAGCAGUCGAGGGAGCAGCCUAAUGACGUCACCAAUUUUGCCGGUGCAAUCGCCAGAAUUAAACUAUUUCCCAACACCAUCUUCCACCAUCAGUAGUGCCAGCACUGGGAGUAAUAAUACUGCAGUCACCAGCAUUUCUCUCCCAUCCAGCCCACUUAAUGCCAAGUUUAUCUCAAAAUCGCCCCAUCGCGAUGAGUAUGAAUAUGACGAGAAGGAGGAUCAUGGGAACAGUACAGCAUCUCCUGGUUCUUAUAAACAUCCAGUGUGGCUGAAAAUCCCAACAAUCGUGCCGACAGCGGCUAAAACGACAACACCAAAAAAGAGAAAGCCACGCAGUAGCAGCAACGCAACAGCAGGAAGCACGGCGGCUUCCCAUGAUAGUAGUGGUCGUAAAAAACCAUCCAAAAAACAGAAGGAAAAGGAAGAAAAGUUUGAUUCAACUGGUGUCAACUCUGUCAAUAAAAAUGUCCCUCGUCAUCCAAAACCAAAGGUAAAAAGCAGUGCUGUAACUGCAAACAGCGUCAAAAGUGAAAGCUCUGCAAUCACUGCUCACAAGCUUAAAAUUCCAAAAAUUGCAUUGGAAAAGCCAAAACUUGAAAAAGAGCGACAACUUUCUCCCACCAAAAAGGCGAAAGAAGAUGCCAAGAAGAUUAAGCAGGAACCUCUUUCAAAUGAGGGCAAUAAGAACGUGGGAGGAGCAGUCAGCAUGAAAAUCAAGCUACCACUGCCAACGGUUGCCAAAAUCCGAAUAAAAUUGUCCGAAACUGAAAACCCCACUUUGAUGGGUGGCAAAACGUUGACAAAUGGAAAAUCAAAACCAGAAAUUAAGCAGCAAAGGCUCAGUGGGACGGAAGUAGGAGGAGGAGACAGCAAACCUGUGACAUUAAGCCGUAAGAGGAAACAAUCUACUGGUCCUCAAGUGGAAAAAAGAAGGUGUAAAAAUCCCAUAAUCCCACCGGGCCCUGAGUUCACUUCUACUUCUACCGACUCGGCUCACUUUCAUAAAAACGACCCACUUAAACUUAAAAGGAGCAAAGCAAAGAAUUAUCACCACGACCUUGACAACACCGCUGCUUCUCCAAAAGAGAAGGGGAAAAGGAACAGCAAAAACAAACCCAUUUCGGUCAAGAGUGCGACACUUUUCGACUCUCCAAUCAAAGAGGAGAACAAGUCGACUUUCUCCUCUUCUCUUUCCCCACAAGAUUCAUUAGUUGCUUCUUCCUCAUUCGCAUCUCUUACCCCUCCGCCAACUGCAAAUAAUAAUGCGAAGCCUGCCACUGGUGCAGUCGUGACAUCAUUAUCAGCCUCGUUCUCUCCAAAAACAUCCUCAUUUUCACUCUUUUCACCCCCAACUUUUGAACGCCAACCACAAACCUCUAAUAGAAAUAACGGUGGUGGUGGUGACACUAGUGCUGCUACUUUCACUUCUAAUAAACCCAUAAGCUGGGUUUCUGACCCAACAUUUGCAGCAUCCGCCAUCAGAAUGUACGGAACGAGUGACAAUCCAACAGUGAAGAGUGAGAAAGUGCUUCCGUUUUCGGCAUUGAGCAGUGACGAGGACGAGGAUCAAGUUUUGAUGGAGUAUGAACGAAGAACUGCAGAACGGAUGCGGAACGAGGAUAAGACCAUUAUUCCCAACCGUUUCAACAGCGCUAGGUUGGGCGAUGCUGGUGAAGCACAAGAUGGCAAGGCAGCAUUUGUCCCGUACACAUCCCCAAAUAAACGGCCGUUGAAACAUCAACAACACCACAUAAAACCCUGUCUCAAAGCAGAACCUCGUCCACGUUCUGGCUCUUCUGAGGAUGAAAAUUCCGACGCAGAAGUUGACUUUGAAGUGGCCUCGUUGACCAAUUCCAUCCCACGAGCUCAUACUUCCAUGUUGCAACAUCACAGAAAUAGCAACAAAUUAGCUGAAACCAGCAGUUCGGUCAACAAAUCUGUGAACAAUGUGACUAAAAAUUCCACUGAAACCAUUUCGGUGCAGAAACGAGAGAGGAGCAACAGGAGGCGAUUGUCCUCCACGGCUUCUUCCAAGAAAAAGAAACAUGUGGUUGGACGAAGGCUGUCCCUGAACCUGGAAACUGGACGGACUCAUGAGGAGCAGGAAUCUGAAGAAGAGUUGUUGGACAUUGGUGGCGACUAUGAUAAUCAUCAGCACCUUUCAACUAACCCUAAACAUCAUCGCCGUCAUCAUCAUCAUCAUCGUCGUCAAUCUGCAUCCAGUACAAAGUCAAAACAGUCAGCUGCUAGCAAUGAAAAUAAACCAAACCGAAAUGCUAACAAAUAUCGAAGGUUUAGUGGAGGGUCUACAUCCACAUCUGCCAGCUUUGGUUCAACUAUGCCAAAAAAGUUGCCAAAAAAACGAGGCUCUCGUUCUCUCACCACGUCGUCGAGAUCUUCAGUGUCGAGUGUGGUUGUUGGUGGUGGUGUUGGUGCGUCUACAGCAAUGUCGAGGUCCAGGUCGGGUGGGAGACGCGAGUCGAUUGCUGUCGUGACAGAUGUUCACAUGGAGGAAACCCUCCUCCCUGGAAAGAUUGAGCUCAGCACGGUGGCAGAGCUCAAGAAUGAGAUGAGAAUCUUGACGGAGAUCCAAGGUCUUUUCUACACAGGUAAAUUGAAUGCACUUCAGCCACCGGAUGUUUAUGGCGUCACCCUUGAUAACGAGAGAGGAGCUCCACCACAUCUCAUUUUUCCUGCUCAGGAGGUCUUGCUGAAAUGUGUCCGAGAAAAGAAGCCGCAAACUCUGUCAGUUGGUCUUCGAAUCUGUGCUUACUGGUCGCCUCAGUACAGCGGCUUAUACCCCGGCCGUGUAUCAACAGACUUUAAUCCUGGGUUUGAUCCAGAGAAGGAUUUGAUUCCAAUCGAGUUUGAUGACGGAGACACGGGAAUGAUUAAACUCGCAGAGAUUCGACUACUUCCAACACAACACCCCAUCCGAGAGUACGACCCGAAUCCACUGCUCACAUUGGAGAAGAAACACAGGAAACGACGUCAAUCCUCUGGAGUUUGUACUGGAGAUCAUGAGGAGCCGGAUUGCGGGGAGUCGUAUUGUGCCAAAAUCGCCAAGAUGGACGAUGAAGCAAAAGCCGAGGAGGAUGAUGAUGACGACGACGACGACGACACAGGAUCAUCACACCGCCCUUACAAGUCUCUUUAUUGGACAUGGACGGGAUUGGGCUACAAGAGAUCCAAGGCCAAGAAGAGCCGUAAUAAAGAGUUUUUCAAAGGGAUACAAAGAGGAGAUAAUGAAGUCAUUAAUGUUGGCGAGUCUGCCAUUUUCAUCUCACAUGGAAAUGAACGACCAUAUAUUGGACGAAUUGAAAAAUUUUGGGAAAAGAAAGGUCAAAAGAUUGUAAACGUGCGUUGGUUUUACCAUCCGGAAGAGGUCAAGUCACCCAAAAGGAUUCCUCAUCUGAAACAUACCGGUGCGUUAUUUGAGUCACCUCACAUUGAUGAGAAUGAUGUACAGACAAUAAAGAAGAAAUGUGAUGUGAUCCCAUAUUCCGAGUUUAAAGAAAGGAUUGGGCGGUUGCCAAAAUUGUCUAUAAAAAAUUCACCCAAAUCUCUCAAGCCGAAAGACCUAUACUACGUUGCGGGAUAUUAUGACCCCUACAAUUACAACUUGCAAAUGAAGAUCUGAGAUGCAUCGAUCGCCUCUGGUAUCAAUGCGCAUCUGGACAAGUGAGACCUGACCAGAAACCCAAGUGAAUAAUGUGUAAUAAUAAUAAAUCAGAUGCAAUUAUUUAUUAAACAAAAAAUACAUAUAUCUGUUUGUGGACCCAUAAUUAAGUAGAGGAAAAUAUAUAUUAAGAAUAUGUAUCAAGGUAGAAAAUAAUGGAAAGAGUAUAAAAACAACCAGUAUUUACGUGUGCAUGUUCACAUUUGAACAAAAAAAAGAGAAACGAAUGGCAUUUAUAGCGUUGUUUAACUUUGAUCAAUUUGUUGAUCAAUUUUACAGAGAAACUUUUUCGGAAUGGUGUUGUUUGUUGGCCCCUGACAUAAUCUGCAACUCGAGUGAUAUUUGAUUUUUACCUUUAAGUAAGUGUAUCUGAUAUGAGUUUAUAGUAUUGCAAUUUGCUGUGCACAUAGAUUUAUCAUCUAUUCUGCUUGUACAAUUGUUAUCAUGCUGUUACAUAUUUAAUAUAUAGUGAAGUAUGUAAUUAUUUUGUAUUCCUAAUCCACGGAACCAGAAGGACUAUAUAGAACUUGAUAUUGAAAAGUAUUAACGAAGGAGGAGAGAUGGCUUAUUUGAUCUUGCUUUAACUUUUAACUUGUAAAAAAAAGAUGAGGAACCUAAGAUAUCUUGAGUCAGACGAGGAAAAAGAAGACGACGAUGUUAUGCAUUUCACACAACACAUAUGUAUACAUUUAUAAACAGACAUUGCAUUUUCGUAUUGAAUACAGAAUGUUAUUAUUCUAUAUCUGCGGAUCAAAGAUUUUAUGAUGAACUGUGAACAGAUUAUUAAAUACUUAUUAGUGUGAGGGCAGAGAUAUACAAUCAGAGCAAAUAUUUAUUGUUGAUUUAUGAAUAUGUAAGUAGAACCAAUACAGAGAAAAAUCAAGUAAAAUGAUAGUCUAGUGCUAAAAAAUAAUAAAGACUUAAUCAACCUGAAAUCAAAA